CCAACGAGAAUCCUGUAGAAGGUAGAGUUUCCAUAAACAUCCCUAACUUUGAUCCUAAACUAUUCGCCGUUAUUCUCAGAUACAUUUAUGACGGUAGCAUAGAGCUUGAAAAGUUUGAAAUCCAAGAUGUCUUGCAACUUAUGGUAGGAGCUAACGAAUUUGGUCUAGUAGAUCUUACGGAACACAUUCAAGAAUUUUUGUUGGAACGUAAGGAACUCGUAAAGGAACAUUUUUUUCUUGUCAGCAGGAUUUCUAAAGACAAUUUCAAAAAAAUAAAUGAUAUGUGUGAUACAAUUCUGGUUCAGGAAACAUUCACUAUUUUCAAUUUACCCGAAAUUCUGACGGUCACCCAGGAAGAACUACUGAACUUUUAUGCAAAUCUUCCGGCUACUUUUGAUUCUCUGUCGGAAAUCAUAUUAUGGGAUAAACUAGUUGAAUGGGCAGUCAAUCAAUUAAAGGAUGGAGUAAGGGAAGACAACAGUGAAUCUAAUGUGAAUGCGCGACGAAAUUCAUCUGCUUACGACAUUUCUGAAAUGAAUGAGGAUGAUUUUUAUACCUUGAAGAAAUUUGUGGAACCCUUUAUGGACUAUAUUAAUUUCAAGAUGAUUAGUAAGAAUGAUUUUUUGCAAAAGGUUAGGCCGUGGAGGCAAAUUUUGGAUGACAGUUUCUACAUCCGGUUUCUAGAAUAUCAUACGUUUAAUAACAUCGAUGUAUCAUCUCCACCAGAAGAAAAUUCGUCAUCGGAUUCUCAACAUUUCAUUGACCAUCAUCAACCUUCGCAGGAUAACUCUUUGCAAUAUUCACCAAAUGAUAAUUCAUUUAGCCAGCCCGAUGAAUUCUCACAAAAUAGUCACCCACAUUCGCCAACACAGCAAACAGAUAAUCCUAAUCCUUAUCUAUCACAUAUAAUGAAUACAAUGCAUGAUAUGCAUGUUUUUCCAGAACAUGAUAGUAACUCAAUUUUAAUUGACCAAAGUCAUUUUAAUUUAAUAACUCAAUGGAUCAAUCACAUGCACGGAAGAGGUCACGAUACUACGUAUAAUUUCGAUAUAUUAACCAGAGGUUCGGCGCAUGGAUUCACCGCCGAAGACUUUCACGAACAUUGCGAUAAUAAAGGUGCAACAAUUUCAAUUUUAAAAUCAAAAGACGAAAAUGUUCUCGUCGGUGGUUACAAUCCAAAAAAUUGGAUCACACCCGAAGAGGGUAAACACAAAUACACUGUCACCCCACAUAGUUUUAUAUUUUCCAUAGAUUUGGAAAAUGAAAAGCAACCUAUAUUUAGUGAAGUCAAGUUAAAGCACUUUGCGAUACUCAAUAAGGCUGACAUGGGGCCAUCGUUUGGAAAAUUUAGCGAUUUGAUGACAUGCGGAAAGAAGAAUUGCAAAUUUGGUUGCAAGUUUAAGCAAUUGUGUUAUGAAAAACUUAUUAUGGAAGAAAAACGGUUUGUAAUUCAAGAGUAUGAAGUGUUUCGAGUUGUCAAGAGCAAAAAUUGA
Acaulospora morrowiae is the source of this 1493-nucleotide messenger RNA. The record is from the annotation of a GenBank genome assembly. NCBI's taxonomy places the organism in Eukaryota, Fungi, Glomeromycota, Glomeromycetes, Diversisporales, Acaulosporaceae.